Messenger RNA from Fusarium pseudograminearum CS3096, 1785 nucleotides. RefSeq lists its product as uncharacterized. The record is from RefSeq and is a predicted model, not a curated record. Gene Ontology annotation, molecular function: transmembrane transporter activity. The transcript is spliced from 3 exons. The coding region runs from base 1 to 1785 and encodes 594 amino acids. Gene Ontology annotation, biological process: transmembrane transport. NCBI's taxonomy places the organism in Eukaryota, Fungi, Ascomycota, Sordariomycetes, Hypocreales, Nectriaceae.
AUGGCGGGUGAUCUCGAGAAGGCGUCACCAGUCAAUGGCGCUGAGUCGUCUUCCACAACAUCUUCGAUAACAUCGUCGCCAGUUUUAGAACCUAUCAGGGCCGUUGAAUCGCGCCGCAGCCGGCGACGCGACCCUGAUUUUUUUGAGCCAUUGGAGCAUGCUCUCACCCCGGAUCUUGAGACAGAGGCGGAGCGUGAGGCUCGCGAGCCCAUCACUUACACACAGACCGGCACGAGCGUAACGAGCAACGCAUCUCGGCCUGCCGACUUCGAGGUUUUCUUUCAAGAUGGCGAUCCUGAAAACCCCCGGAACUGGUCAAAGGCGUAUCGCUACUGGAUCGUUGUCUGUGUCUCAUACUCCACGUGGGUGGUGGUUUUGUACAGCACAUGCUACACAGCAUCAGUCUCUGGCCUGGCGAAAGAAUUCGAUGCUACGACUACAGUAGCGACGUUGGGUUUGACUACAUACUUGCUUGGCCUUGCCGUCGGAAGCCUCAUUGUAGCGCCUCUGAGCGAGCUGUAUGGCCGACAAAAAGUAUACAUCGUCUGUUUGCUCGCUUGGGCGUUGUUAAUUCUGCCUUGCGCCCUGGCCACUUCGUUGACGGAGAUCAUUGUUGUGCGAUUCUUUUGUGCAUUGUUUGGUGCCGCCAUGAUCUCAAACAGUCCUGGCACUAUCGUCGACAUCACAGAUCCAGAUCAUCUUGCUGCUGCUAUGUCCAUGUGGUCAAUCGCUCCCCUGAAUGGGCCCUCUACUGGGCCCGUCAUUGGAGGUUUCGUAUUCCAAUACUUGGGCUGGCGAUGGGAUGCCUGGAUUCCUCUGAUGCUCGGUGGUGUAGGUGUUGCCAUGAUGCUCACGGUCAAAGAGACAUACCACCCAGCUAUCUUAAAGAAAAAGGCUGCGCGACUCCGCAAGGAAAACGACGAUCCGCGGUAUUGGUGCCAGUAUGACCAGAAGCUGUCAACCUGGCAUCUCAUCAAGAUCAACAUGAGUCGUCCUUUUAUUCUAUUAGCAACUGAGCCCAUUUUGUGGUUCAUGGAUAUCUGGAUCUCGCUGAUUUAUGCCAUUCUCUAUCUUUGUUUCGUUGCAUAUCCCAUCGUUUUCUCACAACACCGUGGUUGGAACGCAGGAAUAUCCGGCUUGGCCUUUAUCGGCAUAGGUGUGGGCACAAUGAUGGCUAUCUUUGCCGAACCUCUCUUCAGACGCAUCAUCAACUCUCAACCUCGAGAUCCUGUGACUGGCAAGCCUCUGCCCGAGGCCACGGCUUUGGUCAUGGCAAUUGGCGCGGUCCUGACACCCGUGGGUCAGCUCGUUUUUUCAUGGACGUGUCUGCCAGCAUCUAUCCAUUGGGCCAUUCCGAUUGCGUUUGGCAUACCUUUCGGUGCAGGCAACACGAUCUCUUUCAUCUACGGCUCAAACUACCUGGCGGGGACGUAUUCCAUAUACGCUGCCAGCGCACUCGCUGGUAACGCGGUUCUUCGAAGUAUUGCUGGAGGCGUCUUGCCUCUGGCUGGUCCCAAGAUGUAUGCAGCCAUGACUCCUCAGUGGGCAGGCACUCUCCUGGGCCUUCUCGAGGUCGCAAUGAUUCCAAUCCCGUUCGUUUUCUGGAGGUACGGAGCCAAGAUUAGAGCCAAGAGCCCUACCGUUAUAGCUCUGAGGGAAGAACAGGACAGGGUUGAUGCUAAGAGGGCUAAAUACCAGAGGAAAUUGGAUAAGAAACAGAAACGGGAGACGGAGGAAGCGAAAGCAGCCGAGGGAGGUGUUCUGGAGAAAACUGCAAGCAAGUAA